Messenger RNA from Chrysemys picta bellii (western painted turtle), 5817 nucleotides. The record is from RefSeq and is a predicted model, not a curated record. NCBI's taxonomy places the organism in Eukaryota, Metazoa, Chordata, Testudines, Emydidae.
CCAACUGAUGAAAAAUAUUUUCAUUGAUAAUCAAAAUUUACAGAUAGGCCAAGUAGGAAAAAUAUUGCUUAAGGACUUAUUAGAGUUUGAUUUAAGGAUAUUUGCUUUGUACAUUUAAAUAUGUGACAUUGACAGUUUGUGUUUUAAUGAUUAACCUCUUGAAUCUUUACGUCUGUCAUUAAAUAAUUAUUGUCUGAUGCUCCCCAUAAUUUCCCUCAAAUUAAAUUUAAAAGACCCUUAAAACCCUAAUUUUGUACAAUUGUGAAAAUGUAAAUAGAUAAAAAUUGAAAAAGAUGCUUAAAAGUAAACAUCAAUAUUAUCUGUUGAAAUUAUAAAAAAAAAAAGAAUUCUACAAAGCCUAUUUAUGCUAGAGCGCCUUCAGCACCUGAUCUAGCUCUUCCUGACUCAGUCAUCUCUCACAUUGUAGCCAAUGGCAAUUUCACCUAUGGGUGAAAUCAUCCCAUUGCAAAACAUCCGUGAAGUGAAGGGGACUUGUACAAAAAUGGGCACCACUUCCUAUUAUGGUAACUGGGUUUGUUUCCCUCUGGCUCACAGCUCUCUGUGAUUAGCUAUAUUGUAUUGGCCUUUUCAGGCCAAGUUCCCUUCUGACCACUCUAUGACAAUGAGGAAGAAGGGCAAGCAGGAUGAUGUGUAGGAAAGUACACAAGUUAAAAUUCAUUAAGUUUCCUGGCCCUAAUACAGGUUUUUAUUGUGUAGGGUAUGAUUUGUUUCAGGGUAAAGAGGCCAGUAUUAGGCCCUUAAUAUGAUUUAAUGUUGAGUUUGGAAGUUCUGAGGAACCAUUAAUUUUAAUUUCUGUUUGUUUGGCAUGCAAGAAGCUGCUGCUUAUUUUAAAUUACUUCCAUGUUCUCUGAAUUAUUCUGCUGGGUAGCACUUAUGCAUGCCUACUGGUAAAAAAUGAUAGCUAUAAAUCAAUUCUUGCUCAUUUUUCCAAUCUAUGUUUAGGGCAAAAAAUUUAUUUAGAGUAAGUGUUUUCAUUUCACAAUAUGUAUUUUGGAGGUCUAUUGAGCUUAGUGUUAUGUAAGAUAAAACAUUGCUUUUUUGUUCAUGGAUAUCGGUUUGUAAAUCUUCACAUAAUGACUUGCUUGCAAAACUUCACCUAAUAGACAGCAAACUUUAAACAACCGUUUUAAAUUAACAACACAUUAUUCCAUCAAUUAAAAUAUGCCUGAAGAACUUUCAGAACUGUUUUUCACUUGCAGAGGCAUACUAUUAUAUAAAUAUAUCAUAAAAUACCUAGUUGUUCUUUGAAAAUUUUGUUUGAUAGUCUAGAUGUUAAACCCAUCAUUCAUAAGCCUGUAAAUGUUUAGAGACUUCUUUUUAUCACAGGUUGCAGCCAGUUGUCUGGAUACCAGAUGGCUCAGUAUAAUAAUUAAUUUGAUCUUUGACAUGUGGCUUCACCACAGUAACAUCCAAAGCAGAAAUUGACAAUCCUGUUUCAUUCAUAUGAAUGGGAGCCCUUUGCUUUAUUAAAUGGGUGCUGUGCGGAGGAGAUGAGAGCUUCUUAUGUGCCAGUGGAAUCUGCAUCCCCGGGAAACUACAAUGUAAUGGUUACAAUGACUGUGAUGACUGGAGCGAUGAGGCACAUUGCAACUGCAGUGAUGAUGUGUUCCGUUGUACUACCGGGAAAUGCCUCAAUUACACCUUUGUUUGUGAUGGAUAUGAUGAUUGUGGAGACCUGAGUGAUGAACAAAACUGUGAUUGCAAUCCAUUGAAGCAACAUCGAUGUGGAGAUGGAAGAUGUAUAACGGUAGACUGGGUAUGUGAUGGUGACCAUGAUUGUAUAGACAAGUCAGAUGAAGUCAAUUGCUCAUGUUACAGUCAGGGUCUGGUGGAGUGCAAAAAUGGACAGUGCAUUCCCAGUGCUUUCCAGUGUGAUGGGGAUAAUGACUGUAAAGAUGGAAGUGAUGAAGAUAAUUGCAGUGAAAAUAAGGGUCAAACACCAUGUCAGGAAGGGGACCAGAGAUGUAUUGAUGCUUCCUGCCCUGAUUCUUGUGGCACCUCUUCUUUCUGUGACAUAAACAAUAGCCAGACAAACUGUAGUCAGUGUGAACCAAUUACUCUGGAACUCUGCAUGAACCUACCUUACAACUAUACUAACUACCCAAACUACUUGGGCCAUAGGACUCAGAAGGAAGCCUCUAUCAGCUGGGAAUCUUCCCUUUUUCCAGCCUUGGUUCAGACUAACUGCUACAAGUACCUUAUGUUUUUUGCCUGUACAAUCUUGGUGCCAAAAUGUGACCCUCAAACGAAUCAGCGUAUCCCACCCUGCAGGACGCUGUGUGAGCAUUCCAAAGAACGCUGUGAAUCUGUGCUUGGAAUUGUGGGCCUGCAGUGGCCAGAAGACACAGAUUGCACUCAGUUCCCAGAAGAAAACUCAGACAACCGAACCUGCCUAACACCUGAUGAGGAUGUGGAAGAGUGCUCACCCAGUCACUUCAAGUGCCGUUCUGGAAGGUGUGUCUUGGCAUCCAGAAGAUGUGAUGGCCAGGCUGACUGUGAAGAUGAUAGUGACGAGGACAACUGUGGUUGUAGAGAAAGGGGUCUUUGGGAAUGUCCAUCAAACAAGCUGUGUAUCCAGCACGCCAUGAUCUGUGACGGCUUUCCAGAUUGUCCUGACAAGGUGGAUGAAAAGAACUGCUCAUUUUGCAAGGCAGAUGAGCUUGAAUGUGCCAGUCAUGAUUGUGUGCCAAGUGAGCUGUGGUGCGAUGGGCAGCUAGACUGCAUGGACAACUCAGAUGAAUGGAACUGUGUGACCCUAUCUAAAAAUGCAAGCUCUUUGGCAUUCCUGACUGUUCACAGGUCAGCUACUGACUACCAUGUUUGUGCUGAUGAGUGGCAAGAAAAGUUAAGCCAACUGGCCUGCAAUCAAAUGGGUUUAGGGGGGCCGUCUGCAACAAAAAUUGUACAAGAAAAUGAGCAACUACACCAUCAAAAGUGGCUGAAUCUGCACUCUGACUGGAAGAAUAAAAAUGCAUCCACGUUACCUGCCCUGCUAGUGAAAGGGCAGUCAUGUCAAAGCAGAAGUAAAGUGUCCCUUCUCUGUAGCAAAAAAGAUUGUGGCCGUCGCCCUGCAGCUCGCAUGAGCAAGAGGAUCCUUGGCGGCAGGACUAGUCGUCCAGGACGGUGGCCGUGGCAGUGCUCUCUGCAGAGUGAACCAAGUGGGCACAUAUGUGGCUGUGUUUUGAUUGCAAACAAAUGGGUUUUGACGGUAGCACACUGCUUUGAGGGGGAGACAAACACUAGUCAACAGAAUUUCCUCUUAAUGCUGUUUAUCGAUUGCUGGACUCUUUCUAUAGUUUUGGAAGAACUUCUUUGGAGAGAAAAUGCUGCAGUCUGGAAAGUGGUGUUUGGUAUAAACAAUCUGGAUCAUCCAUCAAUCUUCAUGCAGACCCGACUGGUGAAGACUAUUAUCUUGCAUCCACGCUAUAACAGAGCAGUAGUUGACUAUGAUAUCAGCAUUGUAGAACUAAAUGAAGAUAUCAACGAGACAAGUUAUGUAAGGCCAGUCUGCUUACCCAGCAGGGAGCAGUUGGUUGAGCCAGAUACCUACUGCUACAUCACAGGCUGGGGACACAUGGGCAACAAAAAUUUUUUUUCAGUGCCUUUUAAACUUCAAGAAGGAGAAGUUCGUAUUAUUUCCCUAGAACAAUGCCAGUCAUACUUUGACAUGAAGACCAUCACCAGCAGGAUGUUAUGUGCAGGAUAUGAGUCUGGAACUGUGGACUCUUGCAUGGGCGACAGUGGAGGACCUCUCGUUUGUGAGCAGCCUGCAGGACGCUGGACAUUGUUUGGUUUAACCUCAUGGGGCUCAGUCUGCUUUUCCAAAGUUUUGGGACCUGGAGUUUAUAGCAACGUGUCACACUUCACUGAAUGGAUUGAAAGACAAAUAUACAUUCACACCUUUCUACUAAACUAAUGCCAGAAGGGUAGUGUUGUGCUGACACACAAGAGGCAAAGAUCAAUGGCCUUUAACCAUUGAAGAUUGUGCAAUCACGAUACUUAAGAAGAAGUUGCAAGCUCUGUGUUGUUGAUGGGGAGGUAUGGAAAAUGCAGCAUAAAUAAAUUGAUUAAACUCUCUGCCCCUGGCGAUACGUUGGGGCACAACACUAUUUUUGUAAUCCUUUUGACUUUUCCUUUAGCUGUAUUGUGUGCAUUCCAAGCACAACACAAGGCUUAAAGGAAGAAUCAGCCAACCUUCUGCCUUUCAGACAUUUAAAUUAAGCUGUAGUACAGACUUAGUAAAACUAUAAAACUUUUUGGGAAAAAUAAACAGUAGCACACACAGUUUUAGCCUACAAUUCUUGCAGUGAAGAAUAAAAUCAAUACAUUCUCAAAGAUGACACUGAGGUCUAUAUUAAAAUUAGCCCUUCUCUGCUACCUCGAGUUUGCUCCCAUGUUAGCAUAGCAGGGCCUUGUCAGAAAUACAACCAGCAUGGGAGAAUGUGUAGUUCUUUGAGACAACUGAUAAGUGGGAUGGUUUAGAUACUGUCACACUACAAUUAAGUCACAUAGUUCAGACUACUGUUAAGUGAAACAUUUACCUCUAAAAUUCAGUACCUUCUGUUUUGAUUAACCUAAUCUAACCUGUACCAGAUAGUGUCCUAUAGAAAUAGUCACUGUAUUCAUAAAAGUAGUUUAAAAGUCCAAAACACUUAAUAUUUAAGUCACUGUUGCAUUGCAGUUUCACCUAGUGACAUGACAGUAUGUUUCAUUGUAUAUUAUGGGCUUAGGGGACAGCAAAAUAACUCUCCCCAACCUCUAAAUAAUACAGCUGCAUCCAAAUUUCUCUAGUUCAGGGCUGCAUCUAACUCAUGCAAGAUAAGAUAGAUUGUCGACAUCCUAAUCUCAAAUGCAAAAAGGUGUGGAAAUUACAACUUCCAGUAGCCCAGGCUCCAUCUUUCUCCGUAGGACCAGGUCCUCAGCUGGUGUAACCAGGUGUAGCUCAGUUAAAGUCAAAGGAACCAUAUUGAUAUAAACCAUCUGAAGCUCUGGCCCUUAAUAGAGUGGAGCUGGGUUCUGAAAUACAGGAUUUUUAGGGAGUUUUGUUUUCAGUAUUAGGAAAAAAAAUUGAAAAGAUGCUGUCAUAAAAUGAACAGCCUCUCCUGCCGUCUCUGUUCACCAAAAGAUGUACUUAAAGUUGGCUUUGAUUUUAUUGUAAAGCACUGGAACACUUAAAGCCAUUCUAUGUAUAUGUAAGCACUGCCAAGAAAUAAUAAUUAAGGUAAUUUCUUAUUUCCUCAUUGAUUACUUGGGCCUCAGCCUACCACCAGUUUUCUAGCAGAACUCCCCAGUAAAAUAAAUGAGUUCUGCUUAAAAUCUGGUGGCACCAUAUAGCCCAUUGAAUAUAAUCACCUUUGUUAGGAAAGUAUGCAUCCCAAGUGGCAUUAGAAAGGAGUAGUAGUUUUUUUUUCCCAAAUAAUUUCUGCCACAACAUUCCAUGUAAAGAUGAUAUUUGUAAUUUUAUAAAUGUAUUUUUAUACUGCUUUUCCCCCUCUAUAUGUGCACAUAAUAAUGUAUGUAGGUUUUAAAGAGUCAAACUUACUCCCUCCUUCCAAUGUAUUAGUCCUUUCCUGAGUAUUGUCAUAACUCUGACAAUCAGAAUUAUCUAACAAUUGUAUCCCCAUUUUAAGGUGAUAAAACACAUUUGUUGUUUCACUUCUAUCACAGCUCCAGCUCCACAUGGAAUUAACAUUGCACCAACUAGAUAGAUGUGUUUAUUUCUACCCAUAUUAAACAAAUAUGUACAACAAUUUUCCAAUAAUUUCUGUGAUCUAAAAUAAACAUGUUUUUAUUCUG